ACCCGCCCAAACCCUCUCAAUAUGGCUGGCGCAAGUGAUAAGGCCAGAUUCUACCUGGAGCGAGCAGUCCCGCAGCUCCAGGAGUUCGAGCAGAAGAAGAUCUUCACCCCGGAGGAGAUCAGAACUCUCGUGAAGAAGAGAUCCGAUUUCGAGCACAAGGUCCUCGCCCGGGGUUCGACGCCUGUUGAUUUUGCUCGGUACGCAGCUUGGGAGAUCAGUCUGGAACAUCUCCGCCAGAAACGAUGCAAGCGAUUACGGAUCAAAGGCAGCUCUUCGCACGCUGGCCAGGCGCGCAUCUUCAAUAUACUCGAUCGGGGAACGAGGAAGCAUCCUGGGGAUGUGGCGCUAUGGAUGACGUAUCUGGAAUACGCCAGGAAGGCAAAGGCCACGAAUAAAUUCAAGACGGUCUUGACUGCUGUGAUCCGGCUGCAUCCUACAAAAGCAGAAUUGUGGCUCUACGCGGCGCGGUGGACACUGGAACUCGAUGCCGAUAUGAACGGGGCGCGGAGUUAUAUGCAGAGGGGGACGAGAUUCUGCACGCACAGUAAGGACCUGUGGAUCGAGUACGCAAAGCUGGAGAUGAUCUGGCUUGCUAAGAUUGCCCUGCGGAGAAGGAUUCUGGGGCUCGAUAUCGACAGGUCGAUCGAGGCUGCAGAUGGGGAAGACGAUGGAGCGGCUGAUAAUACGGGCUUCGAGACGUCGGCGGACAUGAUCGCCAUCCCCGACUUCAAGACUGAUACCCUGCGACCGAGCAUGGUCGAAAAGGUCGAGGUCGACUCGGAAGCCAAGAAGGAUCCCAUGGAGACGCCUGCUCUUAACGGAGCCAUUCCCCUUGCCAUAUUUGACGCAGCCCGCAAGCAACCCUUCUUCAAUGCCUCGGCCGCAGCAGACUUCUUCAACAUGUUCGCAGCCUUCACGCAGGUGAGAUGCCUGCCCAAGGUCCUGCAGCACGUUCUCGAUAGCAUGCUGGAAUCCUACUCGACGGACCCUCACGCCCUGGAUUGCUACAUCCGACAGCCCUGUACCGGCAUCGACCCCACCUCAGCCUCAUUCCCGAUGGCCCUCGCAUCCGCGCUAGACCGGCUCAAGGAAUCGAUGGAGAAGACGAAGGACAGGGCCGAGUUAUCAAAGAAGAUAAGGAGAUGGAUCGAGCCUAUAUUAGCACGCAAGGAGUUGGACCCAGGCGUCCAGACAGUGCUGAGACACACGCUACGGAAGCUGGAGACAUGAACAAUUCGAGCAUCAGAAACCCAAACUCCACAUCCUGCUUGCAUUUUCCUAGACGAGUGAUUGAUUCCUCAUGAUGGCCCUCCUCCUUUCAUUGCAAAAAUUUCUUUCUGGGUUAAUAUAUAUGACGGGUAGUGGACUUUCCACGUACUGCUCAAGCAUCCAUCCCCUUCCUCUCGCCCACUCCUCACCCGUUCAGCAACCCUGCUUGCUCAUUCCCGCGCCCAAGGAUCCUAUCCUGGUCUUAUCUCCAUCCCUAGGGGAGCACAUUUCAUUCCCCACAUCUGGAACCCAUCUCUACUCUCCCAAAUAAUACUCCUCCCUCCUUCCAGUUCUGGGAUUUGCAGCAUAU
Messenger RNA from Amorphotheca resinae ATCC 22711, 1579 nucleotides. RefSeq lists its product as hypothetical. Gene Ontology annotation, molecular function: snoRNA binding; protein binding. Gene Ontology annotation, cellular component: Pwp2p-containing subcomplex of 90S preribosome; small-subunit processome. Bases 22 to 1230 code for a protein of 402 amino acids. The transcript is spliced from 2 exons. NCBI's taxonomy places the organism in Eukaryota, Fungi, Ascomycota, Leotiomycetes, Helotiales, Amorphothecaceae. The record is from RefSeq and is a predicted model, not a curated record. Gene Ontology annotation, biological process: maturation of SSU-rRNA from tricistronic rRNA transcript (SSU-rRNA, 5.8S rRNA, LSU-rRNA).